Messenger RNA from Suillus plorans, 1764 nucleotides. Its product is annotated as dihydroxy-acid and 6-phosphogluconate dehydratase. The transcript has 22 exons. Gene Ontology annotation, molecular function: dihydroxy-acid dehydratase activity. Gene Ontology annotation, cellular component: mitochondrion. Lineage: Eukaryota; Fungi; Basidiomycota; Agaricomycetes; Boletales; Suillaceae. The record is from RefSeq and is a predicted model, not a curated record. Bases 1 to 1764 code for a protein of 587 amino acids. Gene Ontology annotation, biological process: branched-chain amino acid biosynthetic process.
AUGUCUGGAGUAGAGAUUCAUUCCGUCCCGCGUCCUACUGGGGCACCCACCCCGGCAAAACUUAACAAGAUAUCUUGUCAGUUGACACAAGACAAGUCUCGGGGAGGUGCCCAGGCUAUGUUAUAUGCCGUCGGUCUGACAGAGGAAGACAUGGAAAAGCCUCAAAUCGGUAUUUCACCUAUCUGGUGGGAAGGUAAUCCAUGUAACUCUCAUCUCCUCGAUUUGUCCAAAAAAGUCAAGGAGGGCUGCACGGAGGAAGGUUUAGUUGGCUUGACCUUCAAUACCAUUGGUGUUAGUGAUGCUAUUACAAUGGGAACAGAUGGGAUGCGGUACUCACUCCCAAGUCGUGAUCUCAUCGCGGACUCUGUUGAAGCUGUCACACUUGCGCAACAUUACGAUGGCAAUAUCUCGAUACCAGGUUGCGACAAGAACAUGCCUGGUGUCUUGAUGGCUGCUGCUAGACACAACAGGCCGACCAUUAUCGUCUACGGUGGUACGAUUCAGGUCGGGACGCGCCAUGUCGACUGCCCUUCCAUGGGGUACGAGAAAGGCGGGACUGUCAACAUCUCAGACGCCUUCGAGUCUUAUGGUGCCUAUGCUGUUGGCCUCAUCAAUGAUGAGGAGCGAUUCGAUGUCGUCAGACAUUCAUGUCCUGGCGCUGGUGCCUGCGGUGGUAUGGCCAACACCAUGAGCUCUGCUCUUGAAGUCUUGGGUAUGUCUCUUCCCUACUCCUCGAGCACACCAGCAAUGUACCCUGAGAAGGCACAGGAAUGCUUCAAAGUCGCCAAGUAUAUGAAACGUCUUCUGGAGCUUGAUUUGAAGCCCAGAGAUAUCCUCACCCGUCAAUCUUUCCUGAAUGCAAUCACUAUCGUCAACGUCCUUGGUGGCUCGACGAAUGCUGUUCUUCACUUGUUGGCUAUUGCCCGUGCCGCCGAUGUUCCCUUAACCAUCGACGACUUCCAGAUGAUUUCAGACAGGACUCCGUACCUUGCCGAUUUGAAGCCAUCUGGAAAGUAUUAUAUGGAAGACAUUCACAAAAUUGGUGGCAUACCAGCGAUCAUCAAAUACCUUCUCAAGAACACCGAUCUUAUCGAUGGUAGCCAGAUGACUGUUACCGGAAAGACCCUCGCUGAAAACCUCGUGGAUGUUCCGGAGCUCGACUUCGAUAAGCAAGACGUCAUCAAGAAGCUGGACGACCCCAUUAAACCCUCUGGCCAUUUGACUAUUCUCAAAGGUAGCUUGGCUCCUGGAACCGCUGUCGCCAAGCUUACAGGGAAGGAGGGUUUGCGCUUUGAGGGUGUCGCCAAAUGCUUUGAUAGUGUGCACGACUUUUAUCCUGCACUUGAGCGCGGAGACAUCAAGCAUGGAAUGGUCUUGAUAUUCAGAUAUCAAGGGCCGAAGGGCGGGCCAGGAAUGCCAGAGAUGCUGGGUCCCACUGCCGCUCUUAUGGGUGCUGGGCUGGGCAACUCGACUGCGCUGAUCACGGAUGGUCGUUUUUCUGGAGCAUCCAGAGGUUUCAUCAUUGGUCACGUCGUCCCUGAGGCAACCCUUGGUGGUCCAAUUGCUCUUGUGGAAGACGGCGAUCUCAUUGCCAUCGACGCAAAGAGUAGGACCAUCGACUGGCUAGUGGGCGAAGAAGAGAAAGUACGCCGAAGAAAAGCAUGGGAAGUCUCAGGCAAGAGUGCCCUCAGGGAGCGGAGAGGUAUCUUGUUCCGAUACGCCCGUGAUGUUGCUCCUGCCAACGAAGGAGCCUACUGCGACUGA